AUGUUUGAUAAAAAUGAAUUUCAAUUUCUUAGCAUUGGACUUAUCGUGAGAUUGUUUUUAUUUUUUCACUCACGUUCUCGUCAAUAUUUCGAAAAUAGUGUUGAAUAUGUAACACCGUUAAAUUCAUGGAAAAGAGUGACAGAAGGAAUUUAUCUUCGAAACUUGAAUGUAUCACCAUUUGUUGGUUCAAUUGUACAUGAGACACCUUUGUCACUAUUUAUCUAUUCAAAAUUGGAUUUCAUAACAAACGGACAUAUGGAAUUUGUUUUCAUUGUUGCUGAUUUAAUCUGUGCAAUAUUUUCCUAUAAACUUGCAAAAAUAAUUUUAACACAACUGUUUGAGCAUCAACAAAAGAUGAUAUCGACUUAUGAAAAUAGUAGCGAACCAUUAUGGUUGACGAAAGAUAAUAUUCAAGGAUGUGCGAAAGCUGUAUUACUCAUGUCAAUGAUAAAUCCACUAUCGAUUGAUAUUCGACAUAGUCUAGUGGUUGUUUGUAUGAUGCUCGUUGCUUUCUUAAUGGCUCCAAUAUGUUGGUAUUUAUGGAUUUAUACUGGAAGUGCAAAUGCAAAUUUUUAUUUUGCUAUGACAAUGGUAUUCAAUGUUGCACAGACAUUUCUCAUAUCCGAUUUAUUAUAUGCAUAUUUAAAACGAAAAUUUUUCUUAGAAAAUGGACUUACCAUACCUCAAAUUAACGAUAAAGAAGCACAACUUGAAUUUCGCUGA
Molecule: messenger RNA, 723 nt
Organism: Didymodactylos carnosus
Lineage: Eukaryota; Metazoa; Rotifera; Eurotatoria; Philodinida; Philodinidae
Source: the annotation of a GenBank genome assembly